Molecule: messenger RNA, 916 nt
Organism: Amaranthus tricolor (Joseph's coat)
Lineage: Eukaryota; Viridiplantae; Streptophyta; Magnoliopsida; Caryophyllales; Amaranthaceae
Exons: 3
Coding region: 162-785 (207 amino acids)
Cellular component (GO): mitochondrion
Source: RefSeq, a predicted model, not a curated record
ACUUGUAUGAAUAUUGUUUUAAGUAGGUGGAUGAAGGAUGAGAAACGUGGUAGAAUAGCGUGUACCCAAAAAUUUUUGGGCUUUCCUAAAUCCUCAUUGUAAAUUGUGAAUGAAUAGCUGAAAGCUGUGUUGUUAUGGGUGGACAGGAGUGAGACACCAACAUGAGUACACCUUCUUCUGCUCUUUCUCUCUCCUCUUCAUCUCCUCUUUUCAUUCAUACUAUUACUAUUACUGGUACUGGUACUAGAACUAGACAUACACUUUUCAAUUGCAGAUUCAUAUUCUUCAAUAAACCACUUUCUUAUUCCAACAGAAAUGGAGUUUCUGUUCAAGUAAGAGCAGUUCAAGAUAAAAGCAAGGAGUCUUCUUCCCCUGAGGAUAUUACCAAGAAAUAUGGACUUGAAGCUGGGCUCUGGAAGAUUUUGAGCUCAAAACAAGACCAAGAUUUAAUUGAUGAAAAAGGAACUCCUCUGAAACAAAAAACAAAAGGAGAACAAGCUAAAGACCUGCUGGCUAAAUAUGGAGGGGCAUACUUGGCAACAUCCAUAACAUUGUCCUUGAUUUCCUUUACAUUAUGCUAUGCUCUUAUCAAUGCUGGAGUUGAUGUCUCUGCUUUGUUACAAAAGGUAGGAAUAGCAACAAAUGAGACCGGAGAAAAAGUAGGGACAUUUGCACUGGCGUAUGCAGCUCACAAAGCGGCGUCCCCAAUCAGAUUUCCGCCUACAGUGGCUUUAACUCCAGUAGUCGCUUCCUGGAUUGGUAAAAAAGUAGACAAAGAUAAUUGAUCACUUUGAGCGCAUCAUUCAACUUGUCUUCAUCUUUGUAUUUGUAAUAGUAUCUAUACACUUUUUUGUUGAUGCUUACUAUUUGGAUUUUCCAAUUUUCGAAAUGAAAAUAAAUAGUUAAGUGCUAACAA